AGCCUGCUGUCAUUCUCAUCUGUGAUCGGGCGAUACUUAGCAUGAAAAUAUUGAAUUUUCCACUAAGAAAUUAGUUUUUAUGGUGACGUACAGUGAGUUUUGAGAAAAGUGUAAUCACAGGGCAACUACUGCACUGAAAGCAGAUUCGAUAUUCGUCACGUAUUGAAGAUUUAAAAUAGUGACGUAAUCGUCACCGCUUCGUCUAACAACCGGCACAAGACUGAUCCUGUGAUACCUAUAAUAGAGGCCUCCGCCGCCACCAACGCUGACAAUAACCACUGGGCAUUUAUGGAGAACGAGCACACCUUUUAUAAGGACACUUUUUCAAAGUAGGGGUGGUCCAUGCCCCACGCGGCGCCAGUAACCGCCAUGUCGGCCCCGCCGCGCCACCCACACUUCUACACAGUCGAGGUCGGAGACACACGCUUCACUAUACUCAAGCGCUACCAGAACCUCAAACCCAUCGGCUCCGGCGCACAAGGCAUCGUCUGCUGAUCGAGUUGUAGCGAUGGUACAAACGUUUUACUCUGUCGCGCUGGGCGACGUCGUGUUCUGCGUGCCCACGCGUUACACGGAGCUAGUGCCGCGCGGCACCGGCGCGCAGGGCGUCGUAUGCGCGGCGUACGAUACGGUGACGCAGCAGAAUGUCGCCAUCAAGAAGUUGUCGCGGCCGUUCCAGAACGUCACACACGCGAAGCGAGCAUACCGCGAGUUCAAACUCAUGAAACUGGUCAACCAUAAAAAUAUAAUCGGUCUUCUAAACGCGUUUACGCCGCAGCGAAGCCUAGAGGAGUUCCAGGACGUAUACCUGGUGAUGGAGCUGAUGGAUGCUAACCUCUGCCAGGUGAUUCAGAUGGACCUGGACCAUGAGCGGAUGAGCUACCUACUUUACCAGAUGCUCUGCGGAAUCAAGCAUCUGCAUCUUGCCGGUAUCAUCCACAGGGACCUGAAGCCGUCCAACAUAGUGGUGAAGAGCGACUGCACGCUAAAAAUCCUCGACUUCGGACUGGCGCGGACAGCCGGCACCACAUUUAUGAUGACACCGUACGUCGUCACACGAUACUACAGAGCACCAGAGGUGAUACUGGGCAUGGGGUACACGGAGAACGUGGACAUCUGGUCCGUGGGCUGCAUCAUGGGCGAGAUGAUACGGGGAGGCGUACUGUUCCCCGGCACCGAUCACAUCGACCAGUGGAACAAAAUCAUAGAGCAGCUGGGCACGCCGUCGGCGGCGUUCAUGGCGCGGCUGCAGCCCACCGUGCGCAACUACGUGGAGAACCGCCCGCGCUACACCGGCUACAGCUUCGAGCGGCUCUUCCCCGACAUCCUCUUCCCCACCGACAGCAACGAGCACAACAGGCUCAAGGCGUCGCAGGCGCGGGACUUGCUGUCGCGCAUGCUCGUCAUCGACCCCGAGCGGCGCAUCUCCGUGGACGAGGCGCUGCUGCACCCCUACAUCAACGUCUGGUACGACGAGGGGGAGGUCAACGCGCCGGCGCCGGCGUCAUACGACCACUCGGUGGAUGAGCGAGAGCACACGGUGGAGCAGUGGAAGCAGCUCAUCUACCAGGAGGUGGUGGAGUACGCCGCGCCCCCGCCCCCGCCCCCGCAUCAGCCGCCCCCCGACCACGCUGCCCCCGCGCUCACCACAUAGGUGCCGCGAGUGGCGGCGGUGAAUGCCGCGUGUACAUACGAGUGUGCCCGCGCGACGGAUCCUCGCGCGGGCGACGAACCCGCGACCGAACCGCGCCUCGUACACUCGCGCGGGCACACAUUCGCGGGACGGCUACUUCAACCCGGACCAUUGUAAAACCUUAUUGCCGUUAUUAUUUCAUAAAUAUGCAAGUGAACUAAUAAUUUAUGAAACCUAUUGUAAAAAAGCUAUUUUACCAUUAGAAAGGUACGUUAUCUGAGAUUUAAGCCGACUUCUAUUUAUUCGAAUGAUAUCAGUUGAAAAUGUCCCUUAGCCGUCCCGUCGGUGCGCACUCGCACUCACCGAUCUGUUCGUAUUAUUUCCGAGUUGUUAUCUCGUAUGUUUCCUUUCUCUAAACUAGCCGAGUGGGGUGCGGUUCGAUUCGUUAGGUCGGCGGACGCUUCACCGAUUUUGAUUUGUUUGCGUAAAGCAGUGCCUUCGCGGGUCUCGCCUGAAGCUCGCGGACUGACUUACUUACAAAUAUGUUUCGAUAUUUUUGUAAUCGACGCGACGACGUACGUGCGGAAUGACGCUCGAGCCCCUGAAUCUUGCAAUAUUUUUUUACACUUUGGACGUUUUCGGUUUUAAGUUUUGUAACGUAUGAGUAUAUUGAAUAUAAUGUAAUUAAUCUUAAUGAAUAAUAAAGUUGAGCUUAACGACCUGUGUUGUUACGACGUUUCGACAUUACUUUAGCG
Molecule: messenger RNA, 2388 nt
Organism: Diatraea saccharalis (sugarcane borer)
Lineage: Eukaryota; Metazoa; Arthropoda; Insecta; Lepidoptera; Crambidae
Source: the annotation of a GenBank genome assembly